Messenger RNA from Lentinula edodes (shiitake mushroom), 707 nucleotides. RefSeq lists its product as uncharacterized. The record is from RefSeq and is a predicted model, not a curated record. NCBI's taxonomy places the organism in Eukaryota, Fungi, Basidiomycota, Agaricomycetes, Agaricales, Omphalotaceae. The transcript is spliced from 2 exons. Gene Ontology annotation, molecular function: protein binding. The coding region runs from base 85 to 618 and encodes 177 amino acids.
CGCUUAUUUACCUUCUUAUUCAGCCCUGGCAACCCCGCGUAAUUCUAUCUCUGGCUAUCUCUGGAUUAUUCCUAUCCUCCAUCCAUGUCGUUAUUCAACUUGACACAGCUGCCUGACGAUAUCUUGUUCCACGUCUGCAACUUUCUGAGCUCUCCGGGAAUUCUAGAGCUGCGAAAGACUUGUAAACGGCUUCACGACCUCACUCUGGAACGCACGAUCUGGACAAACGCUUAUAGGAAUUUUGGGUACUUUCUUCCCCCAGGCCCGUCAGCUAGUCAGACUGUAUACGAACUUGAGCGGGUUCUCCUGCAUGCCCACCAAUGGGAUACAAUUUGGGCUAUUCCUACUCUUCUGCGGACGAGAGAUCAUCGGUCUUUGAAAAUCAGUGUACCAAAGAUUCGCUCUCUAGCACUUCACCAAGGCAAGUAUCUUGCGAUCGGGACACUCAAGUCCCUCAUUCUCUACGACCUUCAAGCCGAAAAAGAGAUAUAUCGACUUAACAUACCAACCAAGCCGUUUUGGCUCCAAUGUCGGAAUAACAUAACGGAUAGCAGCGCAAAUCUCUAUAUUCCAUUCGGAAGAGAAUCGGGCAACAACACAACUUCUUUGCAGCUGUAGGUCUAUAGUCAUGGUCGUCUCGGACAUCCUUCUUUCUAAUGAUUAUUCUGGAUACGAUAUCCACAGCUGUAUCUGCAAAGUCGAUUCUC